UUUUUUAUUUUUACAGUUAACAACAAUCAAAUGAAAAAUAACAGCAAUAUACAACAUCCUCAAAAUCCAUCAAAUAUUUCAAUAACAUCAACUCCCCAACAGCAGCAACAACAAUUUAUUCAAUUACAAGAACAACAACAAAAGCAGCAUCAACAAUUACAACGUUCAGGUGGAAAAACAGUAAUUAAUAGUGGAAAUAUUGUUGCUGCUUCUCAACAACAACAAAAUUUGUCUGCUGCUGCUGCUCCUUCAUUAUUAAAUUUACAACAACAAUUAAAUUUGCUUUUUACACAACAACAGCAGCAACAAUCAAAUCAACAGCAACAACAAAUGGCUUUAAAUGAAUCUCUUCUGACCUCUACUCUCUUGUCUCGCCUUCAAAACAUUAAUAAACCUUCUUCUGAUGUUAAUAAUAGUUUGCUUUCUGCUGCUGCAUUAACUGGACUAUUUCCUCAACAACAACAACCUUUUGGGGCUCCAAAUUUAAAUAAUAAUUCUCUUUUGGCUGGAUUAAAUUCUGGAGUGGGAGGAGUCAUAGGGGGAGGAGGACAACAACAACAUCAACAACACCAACAAUUAUUUGGUGGUUUUCCAAUCCAACCAUUAGGUCCAGGUACAGGGUCAUUAACAAGUGGUAAUAGUGAUGCUGCAGCUGCUGCACAAUUACAACAACAAGCAAAUUUAUUAAAUGCUUUACAGCAACAACAUAAUGCGUUGAAUUCGGUGGGGAAUAAAUUAACUAUUGUUGUGUGUCGGUUCGGAACAGAAAAUCGAUGA
Messenger RNA from Meloidogyne enterolobii, 777 nucleotides. NCBI's taxonomy places the organism in Eukaryota, Metazoa, Nematoda, Chromadorea, Rhabditida, Meloidogynidae. The record is from the annotation of a GenBank genome assembly.